Molecule: messenger RNA, 2927 nt
Organism: Amphibalanus amphitrite
Lineage: Eukaryota; Metazoa; Arthropoda; Thecostraca; Balanomorpha; Balanidae
Product: polypeptide N-acetylgalactosaminyltransferase 5-like
Exons: 13
Coding region: 380-2179 (599 amino acids)
Cellular component (GO): Golgi apparatus
Source: RefSeq, a predicted model, not a curated record
AUAAAUUGCAGAUAUUUGGCAACUGAAGUGUUAGGAUAAGUGGGACGGGCAGCUCUGAUAGUGGCUCGUUGAGCUGAAAUGCCAAUGCUCGAGAUGGACUCCAGCGUUGGAAGUGUCGGAAGCAGGAAGAGAGCCGGAAAGCACUACACCGUGGAGGAUGAGGCUCUGGACAGGAUCGCCAAGGAAGCACGUCGGGGCCGCGCUGUGUGGACUGGCCAGCUGACGGCGCCGCCAGCGGACUGCGGUCGGCGCCAGCUGACUGCGGCUGCCGCCGUCCAGUCGGCGGUCGGCUCCCGGUCGGGUCGGGUCUCUCCGCCAGGUGUGUGCCGCGAUCGCCGGUGACGCGUCCCUCCGCGCCGCCACCGUCCGACUCGCCACCAUGUUGCGCAAAUUCCGACAUCACACCUGCAAGAUCGUGCUGGCCACCUCGCUGGUCUGGCUGCUGGUGGACGUGGCAGUGCUCAUGUACUAUGCGGACAGCGGCUCGGCGCCGUCGGGCCGGUCGGCGGCGCGGGCCGAGAGAGACGGCGCCGCCGCCGCGGACGGGUCACGACCCGGUGGCAAGCGAGAGGCACUGGCCCUGGCCCACUCACUCAACAGCCUGGCCUACGACCGGUCAGCGCUGGUGCGUUGGGAGCCGGCGGCCGUAGUGCCCGAAAAACCGGGCCAGCCCGGCGAGAUGGGCGAGCCAGUGCACAUUCCGCGCGACAAGCGGGACGAGAUGAACGAAAAGUUCAAGGAGAAUCAGUUCAACCUGAUGGCGAGUGAUAUGAUCUCGCUGAACCGGUCGCUGCCCGACGUGCGACUGGACGGGUGCGUGUCGAAGAAGUACCCGCCGCUGCUGCCAACGGCCUCGAUCGUCAUCGUGUUCCACAACGAGGCGUGGACGACACUGCUGCGCACCAUCUGGUCCAUCAUCAACCGGUCGCCGCGUGCCCUCGUCAAGGAGAUUAUCCUGGUCGACGACGCCAGCGAGCGGGACUUCUUGGGCGCCCAGCUGGAGAACUACGUCUCCCGGCUACCUGUACCUGUGGAGGUCCUUCGCACAGGCACCCGCUCUGGCCUCAUCCGCGCCCGACUACUGGGGGCCAAACAGGCCCGAGGUCAGGUCAUCACCUUCCUGGACGCCCACUGCGAGUGUACAGAGGGCUGGCUAGAGGCUAUGCUGGCCCGCAUCGCUGAGAACAGGAAAACGGUGGUGUGCCCCAUCAUCGACGUCAUCUCGGACAGCACCUUCGAGUACGUCACUGCGUCGGACAUGACGUGGGGCGGCUUCAACUGGAAGCUCAACUUCAGAUGGUACCGUGUACCGCAGCGGGAGAUGGAUAGACGGAACGGCGACCGGACGGCGCCGCUGCGCACCCCCACCAUGGCUGGAGGACUCUUCUCCAUCGACCGGGACUACUUCUACGAAGUGGGCGCUUAUGACGAGGGUAUGGACAUCUGGGGUGGCGAAAACCUCGAGAUGUCAUUCCGGGUGUGGAUGUGCGGCGGCACGCUGGAGAUCGCGCCCUGCUCGCACGUGGGCCACAUCUUCCGCAAGUCGACGCCGUACUCGUUUCCUGGCGGCACGUCGCGUAUCGUCAACCACAACAACGCCCGGCUAGCCGAGGUGUGGCUGGACGACUGGAAGGAGUUUUAUUUUUCCAUUAACCCAGGCGCGCGCAAUGUAGAAAUGGGCGACGUCAGUGACCGCCAGGAGCUGCGAAAUCGACUGCAGUGCAAGUCCUUCCGCUGGUAUCUGGAAAACGUCUACCCCGAGUCGCAAAUGCCGCUCGACUAUUACUACCUGGGAGAGAUUCGUAACGUGGACACACAACAGUGUCUGGACACAAUGGGCAGGAAGGGCGGCGAGCCAGUCGGAGCCGGCUUCUGCCACGGCCUCGGCGGCAACCAGGUGUUUGCCUACACGAAGCGCGGUCAGGUCAUGUCGGAUGACAACUGCCUGGACGCUGCCUCCGGGGACAGUCCAGUGAAGAUGGUCCGCUGCCACGGCAUGGGCGGCAACCAGCACUGGAAAUACGACAAAUCGACGAUGGCCAUAGUGCACCUGAACUCAGGCAGGUGUCUGCAGCACUCGCGGGCAGACAACGGGCGACUCUCCCUGCAGGACUGCGCCCGCGCCGACUCGGCACAAAAGUGGGUUAUGAAGAGCAAGUUCCGGUGGCAGGCUAACUGAGCGCCGCCUGUCGGCCGGACUGCGAACUAGCCGUGUGAUAGCGGCGCUAGUGCAAUGCCAGCAGGCAGUGACGAAACAUUCCACAGUGCGCUGUGCGUGUAUUUAUUUGAGACUGGUCGGGCCGGCCGGUCGGGCCGCGGCGGACUAUGUCGCCGCGGACGGACAGAAGGCGGCCUGCACCGCACAUAUCCCGCCACUGGUCCUUGUGGUCCGUGUGGACCGCACCUGACUGGUCCGAGUGGUCCCUGUGGUUAAUGUGGCGGCCCGGUGCCAAACUGAGAGCUAGCGCGGCCCGAGCGCCGGCUAACAGUGGCCGUUGGCUCGGUAGUGCCAUGACGCGGCGGCUGUCGGGGCCGCCGCCGCCCGCACCCCUAUCAGACGAGCCGCCAUCCCAGCGGUGCACCGUGUGACGGAUCAACAGACCGCAGCGUGUGUCCUCAUUCCAGAGAUUGACGAGACAGUGUUGUAUACUCUCACAUCAGUAUUGUGACGCCCGUUUUCAGACUGACGUUGAGGGUCGAGAGAUGUGGGCCUGAUACAGGCCGAUAGCUGUUCAAUGGGGGAGUUUGGGGUACCUACGUUUUCAGUGGUCUGAUGGUUGGGCCGGGGCUAGGCUGGUGUGCUCGGUGAAAUUGUUUUUAUUGGCAUUCCACGUACUUAUAUCGUCUCAGCGAUCUGCCCUCUGUCCUGUGGUAAAUUUCACAAGUGCCUGGCUGUGUUGUAUGACAAAUACAAUUUCUUUGCGAAC